Lacerta agilis (Sand lizard) is the source of this 3745-nucleotide messenger RNA. RefSeq names its product forkhead box P1 (gene FOXP1). The transcript is spliced from 22 exons. Gene Ontology annotation, biological process: regulation of transcription by RNA polymerase II. The coding region runs from base 701 to 2818 and encodes 705 amino acids. The record is from RefSeq and is a predicted model, not a curated record. Gene Ontology annotation, cellular component: nucleus. Gene Ontology annotation, molecular function: RNA polymerase II cis-regulatory region sequence-specific DNA binding; DNA-binding transcription repressor activity, RNA polymerase II-specific. NCBI's taxonomy places the organism in Eukaryota, Metazoa, Chordata, Lepidosauria, Squamata, Lacertidae.
CGAGCGGAGGGCUCUAUUGUUAUUUAUUGUGUGGCUUGUGUUGCACGCUGUGCCUGCUGCAUGGGGCUGGCUGGCUGGCUUGGAGAGGGAGUGAGGGAAGUGAGUGGAGUGAAGGGAGGGACAGGCAGGCAGGCAGACAGACAGACUCACUCACCCGCCCGCAGUGGGGGGAGCCCCUUAGCUGGCACCGCCAGGCCGUUUCCAGCGGAGCCCAAAGUUUUGCCUGCCGGAGAGCACAGGAGCAACAGCAGCCUUUGGCUUAGGAGCUGGGUGCUGAUGGUGGCGAUCACACAGUCGCAGAGCUUUUUCUAUCGCAUGCUGUGAAUCACUUACCUGAGUGAAUCUGGUUUCUGAAUACGCUGGAAAUGAAAAGGGGUCAAUCCCUUCCAAAACUUCAUCAGCCAUGAAUGAAAAUGCAUAAUAACCACAACUAAAACUGCUAACUCCUCCUGAAACAUGGCACAGUGACAAUCAGUGACUGGAAAGUGUGGACAGUCAGGGUAAGAAGAUUGACCUUUUUUGGUUGGCUGUAGCUGAAGAUUGCUUGGCCGAAGCCACUUAAAAGAAGGGAGAGAGCACUCCUGCAAGACGGCUAGCACAGUAAUAGAACAUCUGAUGACUAGAAAAUUCUGUGUGGAUCAAACAAGGACUUUAAAUGUCUAGGACAAAAGGAUAGGGCUAUGAACAAGGUUUUUGAGUCAUGAUGCAAGAAUCUGGGACUGAGACAAAAAGUAACGGUUCAGCCAUUCAGAAUGGGGCAAGCGCUGGUAGCCAUAUACUAGAGUGCAGCCUACGGGAAGCGAGAUCAAACGGAGAGACACCUUCAGUGGAAAUUGGUGCAGCAGACCUAGCCCAUCUUCAACAGCAGCAGGCUCUUCAGGUAGCAAGGCAGCUUUUGUUACAGCAGCAGCAGCAGCAGCAACAACAACAACAACAGCAACAACAGCAGCAGCAACAACAAAUUAGUGGGCUGAAGUCUCCCAAGAGGAAUGAGAAACAGCCAUCCCUUCAGGUUCCAGUGUCAGUGGCUAUGAUGACACCUCAAGUUAUCACUCCCCAGCAAAUGCAGCAGAUCCUCCAGCAGCAAGUGCUAACUCCGCAGCAACUUCAGGUCCUGCUCCAGCAGCAGCAGGCACUCAUGCUUCAGCAGCAGCAGCUUCAAGAAUUUUAUAAGAAACAACAGGAACAGUUGCAGCUACAACUUUUACAGCAACAACAUGCCGGAAAACAGCCUAAAGAGCCCCAGCAGCAACAGGUGACUUCACAGCAGUUGGCCUUUCAGCAGCAGCUUUUGCAGAUGCAACAGCUGCAGCAACAGCACCUCCUGUCUUUGCAGCGCCAGGGUCUGCUGACGAUUCAGCCUGGCCAGCCUACCUUGCCAUUGCAGCCACUUGCUCAAGGCAUGAUUCCAAAUGAACUGCAGCAACUCUGGAAGGAAGUGACGGGUUCUCACACAGCAGAGGAAGCCGCAAGCAACAAUCACAGCAGUUUAGACCUGUCAACAACAUGCAUCUCCUCCUCGGCCUCUUCUAAGGCCUCCUUAAUAAUAAACCCACAUGCCUCAACAAAUGGACAGCUAUCAGUCCACACUCCUAAAAGAGAGAGUUUAUCCCACGAAGAACACUCUCAUAGCCAUCCGCUUUAUGGGCACGGAGUAUGCAAAUGGCCAGGCUGUGAAGCGGUAUGCGAAGAUUUCCAGUCAUUUCUAAAACAUCUCAACAGUGAGCAUGCGCUGGAUGAUAGAAGUACAGCCCAAUGUAGGGUGCAAAUGCAGGUUGUACAACAGUUAGAGCUGCAGCUUUCAAAAGACAAAGAGCGCCUGCAAGCUAUGAUGACACACCUACAUGUAAAGUCAACUGAACCAAAAGCUACACCUCAGCCUCUGAACCUUGUAUCUAGCGUCACACUUUCAAAGACUGCAUCAGAGGCUUCUCCGCAGAGCUUACCUCAUACCCCCACCACCCCAACAGCACCCAUCACUCCUGUUACCCAGGGACCUUCUGUCAUCACUACUACCAGCAUGCACAAUGUCGGACCUAUCCGAAGGCGGUACUCUGACAAAUACAACGUGCCCAUCUCUUCAGCAGAUCUUGCGCAGAACCAAGAAUUCUACAAGAAUGCAGAAGUCAGGCCACCCUUUACAUAUGCAUCCUUAAUUAGGCAGGCCAUUCUUGAAUCUCCAGAAAAGCAGCUAACACUAAAUGAAAUCUACAAUUGGUUCACACGAAUGUUCGCCUACUUCAGACGCAAUGCAGCAACGUGGAAGGGUGCUAUUCGCACCAACCUAUCCCUGCAUAAGUGCUUUAUCAGAGUAGAGGAUGAGUUUGGGUCCUUUUGGACUGUUGAUGAUGAAGAGUUUAAACGGGGCCGUCAUAUUCAACGAGGCCGUCCUAGAAAAUUCUGCCCUGAUGAAAACUUUGGCGAGCUUGUUACACAAAACCCUUCACUUAUUAAAAACAUGCAGACCAGCCACACCUACUGCUCACCUCUCAGUGCUGCUUUACAGGCUUCAAUGGCUGAGAACAGUAUACCUCUGUACACUACUGCUUCCAUGGGAAAUCCCACUCUGGGCAGUUUAGCCAAUGCUAUGCGGGAAGAUCUUAAUGGUGCAAUGGAGCAUGCGAACAGUAAUGGGAGCGACAGCAGCCCAGGACGUUCCCCUAUGCAAGCAAUGCACCCGGUGCAUGUCAAAGAAGAACCAUUAGAUCCAGAUGAAAAUGAAGGCCCGCUGUCCUUAGUGACAACAGCCAAUCACAGUCCAGAGUUUGACCACGACAGAGAUUAUGAAGACGAAAAUGUAAAUGAGGACAUUGAAUGAAUAUGUCUGUGAUGUGAUCCUGCAAAUGAAGAUCACGGGGAGGGAGGAAAAAAAACAUAUACUUCAAAAUUAGCUGUGAAAUCUCUCCCCAUUAUUGUACAGUCUGGAGGAAACACUUGGUCCAUUUUGACAGCUAUAAAGUACGUUAACUCUUAGUGCCAUCAAGUAUCCCAUUUGGGAGUAUUUUUGAUUUUUCUACUUUUUGUUGAAAAAAAAAACACAAAACAAAGGAAUUUGUACUCUGUGCAUUGGAUGGACUUGUUUGGUACUUGGGAUUCCCUCUCACAGUCAACAUCAGUGUUGUAAAUUUGUUCAACCAAUUCAUUUAUCCACAAUUUGGCAGCAGACUUUGGACUGCAAUUCUUCCAAUUUGGGACACCGAAGACAUCAAGCUGAGCAUGUACACAUAAUUGCAGAUCAAGCCUUUGCCCAGAUUUUGAGGAUUCCAAUGGACAAUAUUUGCACAGUAUCGCAUGUUGAUUAUCACUGCCUUCACUUUUUUCUUUCUUUCUUUGCUUCCAUUUGGGAUGGGGAAGUCGUGUGCGUGUGUGCACACGUGCACCUACAUGUGUGCGUGCAUAAGUGUGUGUGUGUGUACUGAAGAGAGGUUAAAAGAAAAUUCUCCCAAUUUUUUUAAGUGUAUAACUUUGAUUUCCCCCCUACUUCUCCUACACCAUUUUAAGUUCUGACCUCAGGCCUCAACUGGCCAGAGCCUUUUGAGGCUUAAAUGUUUUCUGUACUUUUGUGAUGAAUGUUAAUAGGUGUUUUUAUUAUACAAAGCUGAAUGUCCUUGGAAUUGUUUGUAGUUCUUUUUCUACCAUUCAUUCCAGUUUCCUUCAGAUGCCAUCAUGUUUUCUUUAGCUAUGGAAAACAUUCCAGUUUGGGCUAUAUUCCCACUCCUCACCCCCCCCCCCAAAAAAAGAAAAA